Messenger RNA from Fonsecaea erecta, 822 nucleotides. RefSeq lists its product as hypothetical. The transcript has 2 exons. The coding region runs from base 1 to 822 and encodes 273 amino acids. The record is from RefSeq and is a predicted model, not a curated record. Lineage: Eukaryota; Fungi; Ascomycota; Eurotiomycetes; Chaetothyriales; Herpotrichiellaceae.
AUGCCUCAAGUCGUGCCUGAACCAGUUAGACCUUCACAAGCAAGAACACCUCCGGGUAUGCCGGUGUCUCCAAUCCGUUCGCAUGUUGUCACUGUCCCAGGUAGAUACCAACCCCCACCUCGUGAGUGGAGCAUGUUUCCUGGUGCUGCCCACGGAUAUGGUGCUCGACCUGCUCCUUAUGCCACAGGAUACCCUUGGCCGAAUCUUACUCAACCAUUUCAGCCCCCUCAACCUGGACCAACGGGAAUCACCCAAGGUCGUUACGCUCCUCCGGUUGCGGCUCCUUAUACAACUGGCCUACCGUCAGUCUCAACCCGUCGUCGUGACCGCAAGCUCAAGGCGAGCGACAUGGGCGAGUUCAACGGACAGGGUGUCACUCUGUUUGUCCAGAGAAUCACUUCCAUGGUCAACCGAUACGGACAUGACGCGGUCCUGGAAAUCGCAGACGACUUCCCCAAUGCCCAAGUUCGCGUGGACAGCGGCUCGCAGGCCGUAGUCGGCACCGUGCGGCGCCUGCUCGUCGCCUCCUGCAUUCGACGGCAAGACCAUCGCACGCAUUCCCCCACUCAUCUGCUACGACGUUUCCUGUCCGUCUGGCGAACACGCCGACGCGCAGUACCUGUGCCGGGCAGAGUCCUCGGCCAGGGUCUCACCUUGACUCGGGCUCACCGCGGAAUCCUCGUGGAACCUAGCCACUACACUGCGGUCGAGGCACAGAAUGCGGAUCGAAUACAUCGACUGCGCUGUCGGACCGACAAGCGUCGCUUCUACCGCCUUGUCAAUCCCGAAUGGCGGAUCGAGCGGUUUCUCAUCGAGUCCUAA